This is a messenger RNA of Quercus lobata, 1063 nucleotides long. RefSeq names its product phosphopantothenoylcysteine decarboxylase subunit VHS3-like. The transcript is spliced from 3 exons. Bases 206 to 808 code for a protein of 200 amino acids. NCBI's taxonomy places the organism in Eukaryota, Viridiplantae, Streptophyta, Magnoliopsida, Fagales, Fagaceae. The record is from RefSeq and is a predicted model, not a curated record.
AGACCAAGACUAUUCCAACACCUCUCUGUCUCUCUCUCUCUCUCUCUCUCUUCUAUAGUAGUAUUACUAAUAUAUCUUGGGCAGCCGAAUUAGCAUGGUACUGUGACUGCCCAAGCUGCGCAUUGGACAUCCAAACACUGACCGAAACUUUACGGGCACUAUCUCUUUCUCUCUCAAAAACUCAGACAGUGCACAGCACAGACAAAUGGAGAGUAAAAAGGGUUUCGUUGACGUCAAGUUUGUUAACGAGGAGGGUUCGUUGCUAACGUGCGCUUUGGGAACUGUAGCUACUCUGCUUACCUCAGCUUUGCUUACGACUCAUCUAAUCUCUCAAGAUCCUUUUGGGAUGUUACUUAGUACUAGACCCAAAAGUGAGGGCAACUAUGACAGUAAGUGUCACCCGGAAGUAGUUGAUGGUGAGGAAGAUGGUGGUGAAGGCAAUGACAAUGAUGAUGGGGAUGGUGGCUUCGGAGAAGGUGAAGAAGAGCUGUCUUCUGAAGAGGGAGGGGGUUAUGGAAAAAGUCCCAACAACAAUGGGAGCAAUUCUAAGAAGGGGUCUGAAGGACAGGCUGGUGGAGCUGGGGAAGAGAAUGCAGAAGGGGAGGACGAGGGGAAUGACAAUGAACAUAAUGAUGACGAUGAUGACGACGACGACGACAACAAUGACGAUAAUGAAGAAGAUGAAGACAAUGAUGAUGAUGAAGCUGGGGGCGAGGAUGAGGAAGAAACUGUUGAGGAAGAGGAGCCAGAGGAUGCUGAAGAGGAUGAAGAAGAGGCCCUUCCACCCCCAAAGAAGAGGAAGAAGUAAGAAGUUCAAGGUUUUAUGUAGUUGCACAACUAUGCCACAUAGCUCUCCAAAGUAAGGGCGAAUCUUCAAUGGGGAAAUGGGGGUAGUUAUUAGGUUAGUUUUUAAAAGACUAAUUUGAAUUGAGGAUAUUGUGGCCUUGUUUGAUCUCAUAUCUUUUUUUUUAAGUUAAUUCUCAUGUUGGAUGUCAACUAGAUUAAUCAUAUUUCCAUUUUAUGCCACAAUAUUGACGUCUAACUAUUAAAAAAGUUGUUUUAA